Dipodomys ordii (Ord's kangaroo rat) is the source of this 972-nucleotide messenger RNA. It is a transcript of the gene Cdk5r2, whose product is annotated as cyclin-dependent kinase 5, regulatory subunit 2 (p39). Gene Ontology annotation, biological process: positive regulation of cyclin-dependent protein serine/threonine kinase activity; brain development; activation of protein kinase activity. Gene Ontology annotation, molecular function: protein kinase binding; cyclin-dependent protein serine/threonine kinase activator activity. The record is from RefSeq and is a predicted model, not a curated record. The transcript is spliced from 2 exons. The coding region runs from base 1 to 972 and encodes 323 amino acids. Gene Ontology annotation, cellular component: protein kinase 5 complex; cytoplasm. Lineage: Eukaryota; Metazoa; Chordata; Mammalia; Rodentia; Heteromyidae.
AUGGGCACGGUGCUGUCGCUUUCCCCCGCCUCCUCGGCCAAGGGCCGGAGGCCGGGCGGGCUGCCGGAGGAGAAGAAGAAGGCGCCGCCCGCGGGGGACGAGGCGCUGGGGGGCUACGGGGCGCCGCCCGCCGGCAAAGGCGGCAAAGGCGAGAGUCGGCUCAAGCGGCCGUCCGUGCUCAUCUCGGCGCUCACCUGGAAGCGCCUGGUGGCCGCCUCGGCCAAGAAGAAGAAAGGCAGCAAGAAGGUGACGCCCAAGCCAGCGUCCACGGGUCCCGACCCUCUGGUCCAGCAGCGCAACCGCGAGAACCUUCUCCGCAAGGGCCGGGACCCCCCCGACGGCGGCGGCGCGGCCAAGCCGCUGCCCCCAGUGCCUGGCGGCUCGCCGCGGCGGGUCAUCGUGCAGGCGUCCACCGGCGAGCUGCUGCGCUGCCUGGGCGACUUCGUGUGCCGACGCUGCUACCGCCUCAAGGAGCUGAGCCCCGGCGAGCUGGUGGGCUGGUUCCGCGGCGUGGACCGCUCGCUCCUGCUGCAGGGCUGGCAAGACCAGGCCUUCAUUACGCCCGCCAACCUGGUGUUCGUGUACCUGCUGUGCCGCGAGUCGCUGCGCGGGGACGAGCUGGCGUCGGCCGCCGAGCUGCAGGCCGCCUUCCUCACCUGCCUCUACCUCGCCUACUCCUACAUGGGCAACGAGAUCUCCUACCCGCUCAAGCCCUUCCUCGUGGAGCCCGACAAGGAGCGCUUCUGGCAACGGUGUCUGCGCCUCAUCCAGAGGCUCAGCCCGCAGAUGCUCCGGCUCAACGCCGACCCCCACUUCUUCACCCAAGUCUUUCAAGACCUCAAGAACGAGGGCGAGGCCGCCGCGGGCAACGGGGGUCCACCAAGCGGGGGCGCGCCCGCCACCUCCUCCUCGGCCGCCAGGGACAGCUGCGCGGCGGGAGCCAAGCACUGGACUAUGAACCUGGACCGCUAA